AAUAGCACAGCAUUGCGGUACUAUGAUUAUUUUAUAUUUAUUACAACUAUUGCUUCAGUGAACAAUUACAACACAUAGUGAAACAAAUAAAAAUAAAGGUGGAAGAUAACCUCCAGUCUUAAGUAUCCUAAAUAAGAUUGAGGCUUGUGCUGAAUUAUGUCCAUGUAAAACAUUGCGACACUGAGUAAUGUGUGAAGUUUAAAAUACAUUAGCUUUCCCUCACAGGUUACCAGAUGCUUACUUGUUUACAAAAUGCUCCUGCACACUGCCACACACAGGUGUUUUCACUUAAUUUGGCUGAUUAGUCCUCAUUACUAUCGCAUAUGAGCGUCGACUCAACAGGUUUGAUUGACAUCUCCUCAACUCUACUGUUUUAAUUCACCUGUUGGGACAGAACAACCCCUAACUUUGACUUUUCUAAAUAUAUGUAGUUCGGUGACCUCAACAUAGCUCCACCCCACAUUUUAACUUCACCUGAAAAGACCCCUGAGAGAUAGACUUUUAUUCUUUAUUAUAAAACUUCACAGCAGAAGUUUUUCCUUGCUAUAGGGUGAAAAUGAAUAAUCAUAAAUCAUGACUGUGUUCAGGGCCCUGUAUUGUGCAUUGUUGACUGGCACCCUUAAAUCAAACCGGGCCACCAUUAAUAUCAUUCAUUACACCUGUGUUGUUGCUGCUAUAGAGCUGCUAACUGAGAAGUACCUCUGGUAGUAAAUUAACUCAUAAAGUAUUUAACUUAAAUUAAUAAAUUGGAUGUUAAUGUUAAUUCAUGGAAGUGGAUUAAGUGCAGAAAAAGCCGUUAUUGUCUCAUGGAAAGGUAAUAUCAAUAUCUUAUUCAUUCAAUCCUGAUGAUUACGUCAUAUAAAGACUUAUUAAAUAUAUAUUUACAAAUGGACUUCCGGUCAUUUAUGUAGAGAGAGACGGCGAUACUUUUGGCGGGAAAGACCAACUACGAUAUCCUGGCUAAUGUUUGAGUAAUUAUACCGUUUGAGUAACUUUAACCUGAACUUUAACUUAAACCUGUUUAGACUUGAGAUAGGCUUUUCAAGACCGCAUAGAGCAACAUAUUACAAUAUUUAUGUGAGGAAAGGUGCCAUUACUGACAUUAUAGUUUAGUUCUGCGUUAGCUUGAUGCUGGUGUAGCCUGUCGUCAUAUUUGGUUAAUUAACCGUUAGCUUUAGAGAUCCCUCAGCUCCAGAGGAGAAGAACAUGGCCGCUGGGAAGAUGUGCAUCAGGAAGACUAAAGAGGAAACAGCCGAGUGGACCGGGUUGUUCCUGAAGGACUUGAAAACACAGCAAGAGUCCCUCGUCUUCGUGAAGAGGAUGAUGGCUGUGGCGGUCUCCUCCAUCACCUACCUCAGGGGGAUUUUUCCAGAGGAUGCCUACAGAUCCAGAUAUCUGGAAGAUUUGUGCAUCAAAGUUUUGCGUGAGGACUGCAACACCGCUGGUGCCAGCAAAGUUGUUAAAUGGAUGAUGGGCUGCUUUGAUGCGUUAGAGAAGCGGUUUCUCCAGAUUGUAUUCAUCGGGGUCUACACCAAUCCAGAUGAACCAAAUUGCAUCAUUGAGUCCUACCAGUUCAAAUUCAAAUACACUGAGAAGGGACCAGAGAUGGACAUCCUCAGGAACAACGAUGUGAAGAUCCAGGUGACGCUGGAGGACACCAAGAGAGCCUCGGUGCUGCUCAUCAGGAAGCUCUUCCUGCUCAUGCAGAACCUGGAUGUCCUCCCCAACGACGUGUACCUCACCAUGAAGCUCUACUAUUAUGACGACGUCACCCCAGCUGACUACCAACCACCGGGCUUCAAGGAGGGCGAAUGUGACAGCCUCUGGUUCGAAGGCAUGGCUGUGCACUUCAAGGUGGGCGAGGUGCAGACGGCAUUUCACACCUUGAGAGUGCGUGUGUCAGCGGAACAAGGCCGGCUGGAGAAGCUUCAAGAAGGGAACCAUCUGAAGGAGACCAAGAAGGCUUCUCAGAGCAAUCCUCGAGAGAGGGAAACGGUCACGGAUCCUCGUGAGGAUACAUACGACGAAGAGGAUCUACCUUCUGAAGACGAGUCUGCACAGUUCAAGAAACCUAAAAGACCCCUCGCAAAGAGAAAGGCAGCUGCCAGAAAUCUGUCAAGGAAGAAAAGAAGGAUUUAGACAUUACACAAAACAAAAGCUCCGACAGUAAUGUGAACACAAACAUGAAUUAUUUCUUCAUUUUAUUGAAAUGUUAAACACAGUUUUAUGUUAUGUUACAAUAUAUUUGACAUGAAAAUGUGUCAAGACUGGUUCCGUACAUAAUUAUUUUUCCCACCAGGCAGGAUGUUACUGUCUAGUUCUAAUUUAAACAACAUUGUACAAAAAGCAGAAAUGAACUGAACAAUCUUGAUUAAUUAAAUCAAUACAU
This is a messenger RNA of Anarrhichthys ocellatus (wolf-eel), 2389 nucleotides long. It is a transcript of the gene zte38, whose product is annotated as zebrafish testis-expressed 38. The record is from RefSeq and is a predicted model, not a curated record. The transcript has 12 exons. Lineage: Eukaryota; Metazoa; Chordata; Actinopteri; Perciformes; Anarhichadidae. Bases 1207 to 2139 code for a protein of 310 amino acids.